Molecule: messenger RNA, 1104 nt
Organism: Vitis riparia (riverbank grape)
Lineage: Eukaryota; Viridiplantae; Streptophyta; Magnoliopsida; Vitales; Vitaceae
Product: agamous-like MADS-box protein AP3
Exons: 7
Coding region: 138-818 (226 amino acids)
Biological process (GO): positive regulation of transcription by RNA polymerase II
Cellular component (GO): nucleus
Molecular function (GO): RNA polymerase II cis-regulatory region sequence-specific DNA binding; protein dimerization activity; DNA-binding transcription factor activity, RNA polymerase II-specific
Source: RefSeq, a predicted model, not a curated record
CCUUGACGAAAUGAGCAAAUAUUUCCGUUAAUGGUAUGAAGUUGGAGUUGUUCUGCUUUGAUCUUUCUUCUUUGUUCUGUAGUGGAAUCUUAUGAAACAGAAGCGAUCUGGAAAUCGGAGGGAGAAGAGAGGGAGCGAUGGCUAGAGGAAAGAUUGAGAUCAAGAGGAUAGAGAACUCGACGAACAGGCAGGUCACCUACUCCAAGAGACGAAAUGGUAUCUUCAAGAAGGCCAGUGAGCUCACUGUUCUUUGCGAUGCUAAGGUUUCUAUCAUCAUGCUCUCCAGUACUGGAAAGCUCCAUGAAUACAUCAGUCCUUCCACUACAACGAAACAAAUAUUUGAUCAGUACCAGAACACUCUAGGAGUGGAUCUAUGGAGCUAUCACUAUGAGAGAAUGCAAGAAAACCUGAAGAAACUGAAAGAUGUGAACAAGAAUCUCAGGAAGGAGAUUAGGCAGAGGAUGGGUGAACAUUUGAGCGAUUUGAGCGUUGAGGAACUGCGAGAUCUUGAACAAGAGAUGGAGAGUUCUUUGAAGAUGGUUCGUGAUAGGAAGUACCAGGUGAUCAAUAAUCAGAUUGAAACUUUCAAGAAAAAGGUAAGGAAUGUGGAACAAAUACACAAAAAUCUCCUACAUGAAUUUGAUGCAAGGGACAGAGAUCAAUACUAUGGGCUAGUGGACAAUGGAGGGGAUUACGAAUCUGUUCUUGGAUUCUCAAAUGGAAGCUCUCCGGUAUUUGCCCUAAGCUUGCAGCCUAACCCGCCUAAUGAUCUUCACUCAGGUGUGGGCUCUGAUUUGACCUUUACUUUGCUCGAGUAGCAACUGAACCCACGCAUCAUUCCCAGGCAAACAAUCAUCGAGAUUUUAUUAGGAACGAUAGAACUGAUUAAUCAAACUGGUGUCAUCUAAUGGACAUGUUGAGUUUUUACCUCUUCGUCACCAUUAUUAUCGUCGCUCUUCUAGCUGUAACUUGAUAGCGGGAGGUUUCAUUGAACUUAUGUUCUUUUCAUCGUCGGUGUAAUGGUGUGAGAAUUUCGUGAAUGCUUCGUUCUUUCUGGAACCUGUUAGAUUCUGCAUUUAAUUUCUGGAAGCUUAAAUUGCUCCA